Messenger RNA from Cladocopium goreaui, 1335 nucleotides. The record is from the annotation of a GenBank genome assembly. NCBI's taxonomy places the organism in Eukaryota, Dinophyceae, Suessiales, Symbiodiniaceae.
AUGCCCUUCGUGCCAGGCAAGCCGCUGAAGCUGAGGAUGCUGCAGAAGUGUCUGAGCCUUGGCAUGUCUCCCUCGCUACAACAGGUCAAAGACUCCCUGACACUGCAACUGACGCAGCAGCAGAGCAAAGAAAAGGAGCUUGAAGCCGAGCUGGUCACGUUACGAGGCUUGUGGCCGGUUCCGAGGCUGCUUUGCAAGCGCAACUCCAAACUGCAGAGUCGCGGCAUGAAGGCGCAAGUGCAGCAAGCAAUGGAGCGAGAAAACAAAGGCCGAGAGUCAGCAGACGCAGAUGCUCAGACCACCCCGGAAGGCGAGGCAGAGCAGCUUGCGAUCGCUGCUGCGUUGAAGGGCUUUGAAGCUGAGUCCAUAGCACAGCGAGAGGAGCUAGCAGCCCUUCGAGAAGAACUGGAGUGCAAGCAGGUAGAGGAAAGAAGUGCUGUCAGCCGAGACCGUAGCGAAGCAGAAGAGCAGCUUCUGGCAGAGGAGCUAUUUGCAACGAAGGUAGCGGAUGAGCUUGCAAGUUCCAGGGCGGAAGUUGAGCAGCUCUCCGAACGGAUCUCUGAAAUGCAGAUAGCCCAUGCUGCUUCUGAGGAGUUGCAAGCAAAGCUACAGUCUGAGAGGCCUGUCGUGCAGAGCACCACUGGAGAUCACGAGGCUUUGCAGCAAGAGCUGGAACUAGCCAGAACGCAAGCUGCUGAAGCUGAGGAUGCUGCAGAAGUGCUACAACAGGUCAAAGACUCCCUGACACUGCAACUGACGCAGCAGCAGAGCAAAGAAAAGGAGCUUGAAGCCGAGCUGGUCACGUUACGAGGCUUGUGGCCGGUUCCGAGGCUGCUUUGCAAGCGCAACUCCAAACUGCAGAGUCGCGGCAUGAAGGCGCAAGUGCAGCAAGCAAUGGAGCGAGAAAACAAAGGCCGAGAGUCAGCAGACGCAGAUGCUCAGACCACCCCGGAAGGCGAGGCAGAGCAGCUUGCGAUCGCUGCUGCGUUGAAGGGCUUUGAAGCUGAGUCCAUAGCACAGCGAGAGGAGCUAGCAGCCCUUCGAGAAGAACUGGAGUGCAAGCAGGCAGUUGACAUCAUUCAAGAUUCAGAGAGAUUGGUCUUAGAGAUUGAGUACAGUUCAUGGGAAGAGUCUGUUGUAGCCAUUAUUAAUUUUGGGAACAAGUGGGCUGAGUUUUUUGUUGGCUGCAGACGUAAUGCUGUUUUCACUUUGCUCAUGCAGGUAGAGGAAAGAAGUGCUGUGAGCCGAGACCGUAGCGAAGCAGAAGAGCAGCUUCUGGCAGAGGAGCUAUUUGCAACGAAGGUGACGUCUUGGUGGAUGACUUCGCCACACUAA